Molecule: messenger RNA, 1044 nt
Organism: Acytostelium subglobosum LB1
Lineage: Eukaryota; Evosea; Eumycetozoa; Acytosteliales; Acytosteliaceae
Exons: 1
Source: RefSeq, a predicted model, not a curated record
CUCAUUAAUAAAGAAUGCCAGUCUGAUCCAUUCCAAUUGCCUAAUAAUAUUGUGGAGAGUAUGAAGAACCUUAAUGCCAAUAUAUCAGAGUCAUCCACUGUUCGUAUCGACAAGUACAACACCCAGAUCAAUUUGACCCCAAGUGGACGUCCAGUCAACCAUAACUACUCUGAUGUAACAUGCCAAUGUGUUGAAUCUUCAAUGCAUUGUACCAGACCGACAAAGCUCAUUGAUAUAAUCAUCCAGAUGCCAUUCUUGACCAUGAGUUGCAUCCCAUCCAACAACACUGAUCCAUGUAUCACCGGUACCUGCACCCCGGGUGUCGGAUGCCAGACUGUCAACACCACCUGUAAUGACUUUAAUGCCUGCACCAUCGACUCUUGUGACUCGUUGGCAGGAGGAUGCCAACAUCAAACCGUUAGCUGUGAUGAUGGUGACUCAUGUACCCUGGACACGUGCGACCAGACUACAGGCGGCUGCGCCCACACUGCCAUCUCGUGUGAUGAUCACAAUGCUUGCACUGUGGACUAUUGUACAAGAUAUGAUGGAUGUCAACAUGUCCAAGACAACUGCACCAGCCCAGACCCAUGCCGCAUUGCGUCGUGUGACCCGAUCCAAGGUUGUGAGCUGAGCCCAGUUGAGUGUGACGACCACGAUGCUUGCACUGAAGACGAAUGCUGGUCAUUUGAUGGAAAAUGUCAUUCCUACCAGAUCAACUGCACCAGUCCCGACCCUUGCCAGAUUGCCUCUUGUGAUCCAGUGCAUGGAUGUAUGUUGACACCUGUCGACUGUGACGAUGGCAAUGCGUGUACAAGCGAUGAGUGCUCCUCCAUUGAUGGUGGAGCAUGUAGAUUCACUGCAAUCAACUGCACCAGUCCAGACCCAUGCCACAUUGCCACAUGUGAUCCACACCAAGGAUGUCAAUUGACCGAAGUCCAUUGUCCAUUCAUCGACAUCUGUCACGUUGGACUAUGCAACAUUGAAACCGGACAUUGUGAUUCCACACCAAUCGUCUGUCCAUCAGGACACAAGUGUCAUCACAAG